UUUGCCCUGUUCCCCAAUAAAACAUUCAUAAUAUUUAUGGCUAAAAAUAUUAGUGGAGCCCAGCUGGUACCUCUGCUGUUCUGCUGUUACACCCUUGCCAAGCUCGAACUGGAUGUGGAGUCAGACUGGCUCCAGCAUCUGCAGAACUUGCCUUGUGUCACUAUAAAAUGUGCUCUAUAAACCAUGUGUGGUUAGUGUCAGCGCUGAGGUCUUUCUUUCCCCCUCUGGGUGGCACGUUGGGUAGAAAUGGAAUAACUGAACUGUGUGCUAUUACAUCAGCUAGCUCGAAGACGAAAAGAAUGGAUGAUGGUUAGCUUAUUUAGCAUAACCUGUAUGAGAAGCUUUAGGUGCUUGUAGAUCAUAAUUAAGCCUGUAUUUAAGUACAUUGUGUGUGUUUGUUGUACUUGUAGCAAAUGUAGUAGUUCUUGAUUUAUUUGGAAACUAGAUCCCAGAGCAGUGAAUGCAGUUCCGCAGUCUGCUGCGAGUUGUGCAUGCUAGCACAGAGCUCCAGGCGGGAAUACUGAAUGCGGGAGUGCCAGAUAAUGACAGAAACACUUGGAUCCACCAGCAGUUCAUUUGCGAAAGAUUUUGCUUGUACAAAAAGCCUUUCAAAAGCUGUCACUGAAAGAGUUUUUCGAGUCUUUGGAGAGUCCAAGUUGAUAUUUGCUGUCAGAUGACCCUUAGGACAGCACACUCCGUGGAACAUCAGGAAUUGCUGAGGAUGUCAUGGGCUUUAACUGAGGUUUUUAAUGGGGUGUUGGCAUCACCUUUCACCAGCCUUCAGUGUGCAGCUGGGUGUUUCCUGGUUAGAGUCUUGGCCAGCCAAGCCAAACUCUGCACAUGUUUUUAAUCCAUUAUCUGUUUCACUGGCCGUGUGUGACACAGAUUUUUGAAAAGGACUGAGCAUGACAUCAGCUGAGCCAGGUGUCUUCUUCCACUCCUCUGAGGCACCCAGCACCCGGCGCAGAGCAGAUUGAUCUUGAUUGAGUUACAAACUGUGAGAUCUAGAUUGCAGCAGAGGCUCCUGGCAUUUGUGCCAGUGGUGAGGCAGAGGCCUAUUCUUAGCUGGAAUCGUGUGUUGUAGAGAGCAGAACUGAACUGGGUUUAUUCUGGGCUCAGGUUUAUUAUGAGCGAAAGCCUCACCCGGCUGAUCUUGUGGAAGAGAGCAUUUUCUCUACGGCUUUGGAUAUUUACCUGUUCCAGCUUAUGAGUAAAGCACUGAGGUUCAAUUUUUCCUUUCUUGCGUGGGCCUCCAUGGGCUGAGUAUGAGACCUGGCCUAUGGAGGGGUCUGCAGGGUCUGUGGGCUCUGCACCCUUGGCAGGGUUGUGUCCCCUGAAGACUCCUGAGGACAGCCUGUGAGGGGCCCACGUGAGAGAGGGAGCCUGUGGAGUCAUGGCGGAGCAGUUCUGGGGAAGCCUGGUUGGUGCUGAUGGGCUGCGGUGCUGUGCAGGAGCCAUGCUGGUGGAGUAGGUAGAUGCAGUUACACUUCUCCUCCCCACUUCAGUGUAACUCGUGUGUGUAAGGAUGGCAGAGCAGGAGCCGACAGCAGAGCAGCUGGCCCAGAUUGCAGCUGAAAAUGAGGAAGACGAACACUCCGUCAACUAUAAGCCACCUGCCCAGAAGAGCAUCCAGGAGAUCCAGGAGCUGGACAAGGAUGAUGAGAGCCUGCGCAAGUACAAGGAGGCACUGCUUGGUGCUGUCACCGUGACUGCAGAUCCCAAUGCUCCAAAUGUGGUGGUGACCAAGCUGACUUUGGUCUGCACUACUGCUCCUGGCCCUCUGGAGCUGGACCUGACAGGUGACCUGGAGAGCUUCAAGAAGCAAGCAUUUGUGCUGAAGGAGGGUGUGGAAUACCGGAUAAAAAUCUCCUUUAGGGUUAACAGGGAGAUUGUGUCAGGGUUGAAGUACAUUCAGCACACGUUCCGGAAAGGCGUGAAAAUUGACAAGACCGAAUACAUGGUUGGGAGCUAUGGCCCCCGAGCAGAGGAGUAUGAGUUUCUGACCCCCAUGGAAGAAGCCCCUAAGGGCAUGCUGGCCCGGGGCAGCUACAACAUCAAAUCCAAGUUCACAGAUGAUGAUAAGACUGACCACCUGUCCUGGGAGUGGAACCUGACCAUCAAGAAGGAUUGGAAGGACUAGCCCUUCCCAAGGCCAAACCCCAGAGAGCGUGAAUCAGACAGUGGCUACCGUAGAAAUCCCCCCCUGUACCAAAGUGCUGACAUUGGAACCCUCUUACCCUUCACCCCCUGUUAUAAUUUGACCAGAGAGCUCAGUUGUGUAAUGUGCCCCCUCCCCAGAGAAUCGCUGAGUGCAUUGACCAAACCGUGCUGUCUGCAUCUGGUCUCCAGCUACCCGUCCCAGGGCCAUGCUGUCCCAGCGCAGAGGUGGGAGCACUUGCUCCCUCAUCAGGCCCUUUGCUGCUUCUCACCUGCCUUUAUUCGGGUAGGUGCUGAAGGGGAGAGACUCCUAUGUUCUGUGUAGGAUCCUCUGCUUGGCUUUCCUGUGCACAGCUCAGGGUAGCUACUGCCUCCAAGUAGCUGAAGAACUUUGAUGCCAGGCAGCUAUCGAAUCCGUUUGUUGGCUAAAAUCAUGUCCAGCCCGCCCCUUCCACCCCGUCAGUGUACUGGGAACGCUGGCAGCUUCAUUUGUGGAUGUUCCCUGUAACCAUGAUGCCUUAAUGUGUAACAUGUAUCCUCUAGGGAGGGGGCCCUGCCCUUGUUACACUUUUUAAAUGCCACCCACCCUCCCCCUGUUUGUUGGCAUGGCACUCAUCUUGGUCACGCCCCUCAUGGGUUAUUAGGAAAGAUUCACAACUUCCCGCUUUGCUGCUGGUCCGUUCUUCACCUGAGACGGGACAUCUCCAGAGGGGAGGGUGGUGUGAUAUCCUGGGUGACGCCUGGCCACCCCUCCCGGUGUCCAGAGAGCUGGCCUGGCAGGACCCCUGGCCCUGUUUGCGUAGAGCUCCGAACUCUCUGGCAGCCUCAGAGCCUCUGAGGCAUAGAGGGGGUUGCAAGGCAGGUGGGUGCGGGAGUCACCAGUGUUGCCAUCACCUCACACUUCUCAUUGCAGCCAAGGUAGCUGCAAAGCACUGAAAUUCCAGGACAGCACCUGCCCUCCUGGCUGUUUUGGGCUGAGGAUGGACUAGUCUGUUUCUGCAGCUGCUCUCCUGAUGCGAUCAACAAAGAGCUUGCAAUGGACAAGCAUUCAGAAGCGGUUAAUGCCUUAUGUAUCUGUUCUGCCUUUAAAAUCUGUGCCUGGCCUGUCAGUAUUUAUUGCCUUGACACUCGACUCCCCUGCCCCGUGCCCGUAGCAGACCCCUGCAGCACGCCAGCCUGCCACCCACGGCUGCACUGACACGGCGUUCGGGGCGCAGGAGCCCUCGGGGGCCCAUGAACCCCUGAGGGCUGGGCAGGCACGUUCCAGCUCCACAGCCCUCUUAUUUGGAUCCUACCACGUUGAGGUCGUAUUAGAACUGGGACCAAGUACAUGUGGCUUUCUCGUAGCUACGUCUUUGCCUCUAACUCUCCCUUGCCCUGCCCCUAGAGAGAUUUUUGUUAAUUUGAUUUGGUGCAUAUUGUCUGUAAAUCCUAGACCCGGGUUAACAGGUUUGGAAUCAUCGUCUGCUUCUCCUUUUAUGACAGUUAAAUAAAAUCUUUGAACUGAC
Haliaeetus leucocephalus (bald eagle) is the source of this 3665-nucleotide messenger RNA. It is a transcript of the gene ARHGDIA, whose product is annotated as Rho GDP dissociation inhibitor (GDI) alpha. Gene Ontology annotation, cellular component: cytoplasm; cytosol; membrane. Lineage: Eukaryota; Metazoa; Chordata; Aves; Accipitriformes; Accipitridae. Gene Ontology annotation, biological process: Rho protein signal transduction. The record is from RefSeq and is a predicted model, not a curated record. The transcript has 5 exons. Bases 1526 to 2140 code for a protein of 204 amino acids. Gene Ontology annotation, molecular function: protein binding; Rho GDP-dissociation inhibitor activity.